UACGGAGUUUAUGUAUGACGUAGCCGUACCUAUCUGGAGCGCUAGCUAACUAGAGAAAGUUGAUUUGUGUAGCCUAGAACAAGUUAGUGAUGGCCACCAGUGGCGUGUCUAGAUGGAUAGAAGAUCUGAGAGGCAAGAUCCAAGCAGCCGCUGCAGCAAGACAGAAGCAAAAGCUGGCAAUCGACAAGAAAUCAAUAGAGAAAGCAUGGAAACUCAUGGACAAAGUAGUCACCUUGUGUGCCAACAGACGAAUGAACUUGAAGAACAGUCCACCAUUUAUUCUUGAUAUUCUACCUGACACAUACCACCAUCUUAGGUCCAUAUUCAAGAAGUACGAAGACAACAUCGGCUUCCUAAACGAUAAUGAAUAUUUCAAGCUCUUCAUGGAGAAUCUAACAGCCAAGUGCAAACAGACCAUUCGACUAUUUAAAGACUCUAAGGAUAAGAUCUUUGAUGAGACCAGUGCAGACAGGAGGUCGCUCACCAAGCUCAGCCUUAUCUUUAGUCACAUGCUGGCCGAGCUGAAAGCACUAUUCCCAGGGGGAGUGUACGGUGGAGACAACUACCGCGUCACCAAACAGGACGCUGGAGAGUUCUGGGCCUUGUACUUUGACACACGGGCAAUCAUUCCUUGGCGAAUAUUCCGUCAGAUUCUGCAGGACAUUCACCAGAUCCACUCGUCCCUCGAGGCCAUGGCUCUCAAGUCCACCAUCGACCUCACGGUCAACGACCACAUCUCUGUGUUUGAGUUCGACAUCUUCACCAGAUUGUUCCAACCCUGGGUGACUCUACUCAAGAACUGGAAUGCUCUGGCAGUGACCCACCCCAGCUACCAGGCUUUCCUCACUUACGAUGAGGUCAAGGCCAAGCUACAGCCCUACAUCAACAAGCCUGGAAGCUACAUAUUCAGAUUGAGCUGCACUCGAUUGGGCCAGUGGGCCAUUGGCUACGUGACUCAGGAGGGCUCUAUAUUGCAGACCAUCCCUCAGAACAAGUCACUCUGUCAGGCUCUCAUCGAUGGGGCUCGCGAAGGAUUCUACCUAUAUCCCAAUGGUGACGACAAUAACAUGGACCUCACUGAGAUUAUGGAGAGUGCAGAGGACCGACACAUCGAGGUCACUGAAGAGCAGUACGAGAUAUACUGUGAGAUGGGCUCCACAUUUCAGAUGUGCAAGAUAUGUGCCGAGAACGAUAAGGAUGUUAGACUGGAGCCAUGUGGUCAUCUCAUCUGUCACAUUUGCUUGCACAGCUGGCUCGACUCAAAUAGAACAGACUGUCCGUUUUGUCGUGAAGAGAUAAAAGAUUCUGAAGCGGUCGUUAUCGAUCCAUUCAACCAACGAGCACACAAAGCUGACGAUCCCAAGCCUCUUGAUCCUACCAUCACUGCUCACAUGAAACAAAUGGCGGACGCCAGGGAGGCGGCACGACAAUCGGAGCCAGUGCCAGUGGGCCCCAAACAGCCUGAGGCAAGUUCCAAGGGACCAGCGGAGAUAGAGAGUUCCUACUCUCUGGCAGGCACAGAUGACUGGACAGGAGACUCCCAUGAUACACCUGCUGCCUGGACUCUUCGUGAAUUCCACGAAAAAGGAGCAGCAACCAAUUUCAAGCAACCAUCAUCGCUCACAUACGAGACUCCCCUCAACCCUCCCCCUGUCCCUGCUCGACGUCUGGCCAGUCAUCCCCCUGUCCCCACCACUGCCAACAACAAACCCUCACCGCCACCUGAAAGAUCAUCGGAGUCACACUCGGCCCCCUCCUCGCCCACAGGAGAACAACGGCGACUCGCUAUUCCCACUGAGACCUCACCAAGUUCGUCUAGGAAUAGCUCGGGCGUAACUGUCAGUCCACGCACUUCACCUAGUGCUAGACCUCGCUCUAUGAUGAUCGAAGCUACCGCAAAGGAGCUAGCCUAUUCAACUGUUAAGUUCACUGAUAGUCUGAAUCAAAAACCGUACCACAAAUCCCAACGCCGCGACACCAAGUACUCUGAAAUCGCGCACGUUAUUCGCCAGCCUAAUACUGAAGAAGCUUUGAAAACAAAUGUUCCUGUUCCAACUCCUCGUUCACGCAGUCUCGAUCGCAGGGAACACCCCAGACCUCUUGUCAACCACCGUGAAGACCUCCCUCUCCCUCCAGUCCCUGUCACACUGGUAGAAAAGAAUCGCAAUCAACAGACCUCCCCCAGCAACAAUAUUCAUUCACAGCCUUUCGAGGUUGAAGAUCCGUUCGCUAAUAACCCCUUUGACAACGACCCUUUUGCUGACAAUGCUGAUGAGUGGCAAGACAGCACUGCAUUCUACGAUCGACCCCCGCCCCCUCGACCAUACACUGCCGGAAUGGAAGUGCCGAAACCGGCCACUCCUGAGCCAAAGAUUGUGCCUGAUAAUCUCCUCGGUGAAACUGCUGAUUGCACAGACGAAUCUGCAUACCAAGACACAAAAGAUUUUCUCAAAGGAAUGCAAGCUAAACACAGAGGUGAAGAGCUUCAAGUCACACCUCAAAUACACGAAGAUGACGCAAUCUUUGUCCCUCUCUCUGAUGUGUUUAUGCCAGAACUCAACACGUCUGAACCACCACCUCCUGUGCCGGAGCCUGAAACGAAGCAGAGUCCAACCGCUAAGCUCACCGGGGCCUACGAGUAUCCCUGUGUUCUCGAUAGGUAUCCGAAAAAACCUGAUGAAUCACAACCUCACGACGAGCCUCUACUGCACACAAUGACCUACAGUAAACCUGUCCCUGGUGUUAGUGGUGGUCUGACACGUCACGAGUCACUGAGGGGCUCUGGACGACGAGGAGUGCCACUCCCCCCUCUCCCCCCCCUGCCCGACAAAGAACAACCACCUCCACCUGUGGCUACCGGGCUACCAGCUGGUCUUUCGUCCCCUCCCCCACUACCAGCGAGGCCCGCCAUUGGUACCCCCGGUUAUCAGGCCCCUGCCCUACCCCCGUUCAAUCACCCCUGGGGUAACAAGAAAGCACGAAGCGAGGAACAACAACCCAACCCCCCUUUACCCCCACGACGAAAGGAGCCGGCUCCUAGUUACAAUGGAGGAACAGAAGCCCCUCUUAUAGCAGACACUGCUCCUGAAAAGCCAUCUGCUGUGACGGAGCUAUUGGCUCUUGGUUAUACACUCUCAGAGAUAGAACGAGCACUACUCAUUGCAAACAACGAGCUCACUCUAGCUAAGCUAAUUCUGAAAGAAUUUGGUGGCAGAAAUUGAUUGUGUUCGUGAUUUCGUCUCUCAUUUCCCCUUGGGGUUUGUCUCUGUAUUGUGUAGCUUAGAAGCAGUGUAGCUUAAUUUUAGACUGCAUUGAAUUAUUGAUUUAUUUUGGACUUGUCAUGUCUUUGUGUUUAACACAGUACACUAUAUACUGUUCAUUAGUUCAUACUUCACUGAGUUCUGUAGGUUUCCGCUAAUUUUGUAUGCACGAUCAAGGAAAUUUUGAUACUAAAAAAUAAUGUGAUAUUGUUGACAAUGGACAA
Messenger RNA from Halichondria panicea, 3484 nucleotides. Its product is annotated as E3 ubiquitin-protein ligase CBL-like. Lineage: Eukaryota; Metazoa; Porifera; Demospongiae; Suberitida; Halichondriidae. Gene Ontology annotation, molecular function: phosphotyrosine residue binding; calcium ion binding; SH3 domain binding. Gene Ontology annotation, biological process: cell surface receptor signaling pathway; negative regulation of epidermal growth factor-activated receptor activity. The record is from RefSeq and is a predicted model, not a curated record. The transcript is spliced from 6 exons. Bases 90 to 3221 code for a protein of 1043 amino acids. Gene Ontology annotation, cellular component: plasma membrane; membrane raft.